Stegodyphus dumicola is the source of this 2178-nucleotide messenger RNA. Its product is annotated as E3 ubiquitin-protein ligase synoviolin A-like. Gene Ontology annotation, biological process: ERAD pathway; proteasome-mediated ubiquitin-dependent protein catabolic process. The record is from RefSeq and is a predicted model, not a curated record. NCBI's taxonomy places the organism in Eukaryota, Metazoa, Arthropoda, Arachnida, Araneae, Eresidae. Gene Ontology annotation, cellular component: endomembrane system. Gene Ontology annotation, molecular function: ubiquitin protein ligase activity.
CUCUAACUGUUGUUACACGUCGAAUUUCAACUUCGGUACAGAGACGACAGACUUUUGAUGUUUCUAUUGAUGACUCGAGUUAAAAUAUAAGAUAAGUUUUGGUGAAUUUGUAGUUCUGAUAUAUAAUACUUAUGUUAUUGUAACAAAAUUAAAAUGAGGGCAGCUUUGCUGAGUCUGAGCAGUCUUCUUCUGACUGUUGCUGUAGUCGGAAAUGCCUAUUAUCAGAAAAAGCAGUUUUAUCCCUCUGUGGUAUAUAUAACUAAGUCAAAUCCCAGUAUGGCUGUUAUUUAUUUGCAAGCAUUUGUUCUCGUCCUCAUGAUGGGCAAAUUAAUGCGAAAAAUUUUCUUUGGCCAGUUGAGAGCUGCAGAAAUGGAGCACCUCAUUGAAAGAUCAUGGUAUGCUGUAACUGAAACAUGCUUAGCAUUCACUGUUUUUCGAGAUGAUUUUAGCCCAAAGUUUGUGGCUCUAUUUACGUUGCUUUUAUUUCUGAAGUGUUUUCAUUGGCUCGCAGAAGACAGAGUGGAUUAUAUGGAAAGGAGUCCUGUAAUCUCUUGGCUUUUUCAUAUAAGAGUUUCAUCUCUCUUGAUCCUGCUGGGUGUCUUGGAUUAUUUCUUUGUAAGCCAUGCUUAUCACAGCACAAUAACAAAAGGAGCUUCAGUCCAAUUAGUAUUUGGAUUUGAAUAUGCUAUCUUACUAAGUGUUGUGCUGAAUAUUUUUAUGAAGUAUGUUCUGCAUUCAUAUGACUUGCAAAGUGAGAAUCCCUGGGAAAAUAAGGCAGUAUUUCUUCUGUACAGUGAAUUAGUUAUGGGUUUGUUUAAAGUGUUACUGUACUUCAUGUUUAUGACAAUAAUGAUAAAAAUACAUACGUUUCCACUGUUUGCAAUACGACCUAUGUACUUGAGUUUACGGGCACUGAAAAAAGCUGUCAAUGAUGUCAUAAUGUCCAGGCGUGCUAUACGAAAUAUGAACACUCUUUAUCCUGAUGCAACAGCUGAAGAACUGGCUACCGUAGAUAAUGUGUGCAUCAUUUGCCGAGAAGAAAUGAUGGGUUCUGGAAGCAGUAAGAAACUUCCUUGUAAUCAUAUAUUCCAUGCUUCAUGUUUGAGAUCAUGGUUUCAGAGGCAACAGACAUGCCCAACUUGCCGUAUGGAUGUUUUAAGGGUGCCUACACCGGCACCUACUCAAAAUAUUCCAGCUGCAGGUGCAGGAGUCCAAGGUGCACAAGCUCAGCAACCUCAAGCUGCAAAUAUUGGAAAUUGGCCUGGAUUUAUGCCUGGUGCUUUUCCUGGUGCUUUUCCAUUUUUGGUACCUCACAUAGCCCCACAACCACCACCACUUGUUGAACAACCAGCUGCUCAACCUGUUACGCCACAGCAGCCAUCAGCUCCUGCCUCAAGUCAGGCUAGUGCAUCUACUGAAGCAUCUUCAUCAUCAGCUGCAGGAGCAUCUGCAUCAGCUGCCAAUAGUGGAUCUCAUGCUACUAAUACCAGUCCUGUAUUUAUGCCUCCUUUCCCAUGUAUGCCCUUCUUACUACCUCCACCUCCACCUGUUCCUGCUACAGAUCUGAGUUCUUUGUCUGUAGAAGAACUUCAAGCUUUGGAAGGUCAAGAACGAGAGAAUUUAGAAGCAAGAAUACGAUGUCUGCGAAAUAUACAGACUCUGCUGGAUGCUGCAGUAAUGCAAAUGCAACAAUACAGUUCUGUUGUAGCAUCCUUAAGAACUGUCAGUGUGAAUUCAACAAGUCAGAAUGUUGCAAAAAAUCCAAAUAUCUCAAAAUCUGAAAAUGUGCCAACUAUGAAUGGAGGUCACAUUAGCAGUACAGAGCCUUUGCAGUCAACCACAACAGUCAGUGAUUCUCAUGAAGAAUUGCGGCGCAGGCGGCUCCAGAGGUUUCAAGAGCAGGGUCAUUCUGCUCCUGAGCAAGGAGGAGAUAACCAUGACCAGCAAGUUUAAUUUUUGAAGAGAGUGAUAGAUUUCAAAUAUAUUCUGUCCAUUUGUUUGAUUGUUUGGGAACUUUUUCAUGCUGCAUAGCAGGAGUGCUUAAUCACUUAUUUAAGGACACAAUAUUUUGCAGCAAAUUUAAAGUGAUCACUUAAAAUAUCGUGUCAUAUUAUGUACAUAUUGUAAUACUGAUAAUAAAAAGAAACUUUUUUAAGUGUUCAAAUUUCACAAUAUAAA